Messenger RNA from Nannospalax galili (Upper Galilee mountains blind mole rat), 1365 nucleotides. It is a transcript of the gene CUNH16orf54, whose product is annotated as chromosome unknown C16orf54 homolog. The transcript has 2 exons. Bases 150 to 821 code for a protein of 223 amino acids. The record is from RefSeq and is a predicted model, not a curated record. NCBI's taxonomy places the organism in Eukaryota, Metazoa, Chordata, Mammalia, Rodentia, Spalacidae.
GGGGCCAUCCCUCCAGCGCCUUUCGGACAGCUGCACACACGCUCCCAGCAUGCACAGGGAAGACGGGCUCUGAAGACCGAGAAAUCCAAGACUGACCCAAGGAGAGCCCUACGUCAUCUGCUGCCUCCCUUCACCCCUGUGUCUCCCAGAUGCCUUCGACCCCCGAGCAGCCCUCAGGGCACCCCGACGGGCUUCCUGCAGAGGCAGCGGUGUGGACCCCGCUCCCCUGUGGUCCCUGCAUUCCCAUCAUGCUGGCGCUAGCCUCUCUCGCGGCCUUUUUCAUCGUAACUACAGCCGUGCUGGCCGAACGCGUGUUCCGCAGCUCUCUGCGCCGAGACCCCAGCCAGCGAACACCCACCCUAGUCUGGCGCCCUGGAGGAGAGUUGUGGAUUGAGCCCACAGGCACGGCCCGGGAGCGCUCUGAAGACUGGUACGGCUCCUCUAUUCCGCUGCUGCUGGACAGGGCCCCAGAUCCUCCCACCCCUGGGGGCACCUUGGAGGGCAGAGCAACUGCCCCGCCAGCCCCUUUAAUCGCACACUCUGCUCCCAGCCCCUUGGUUCCCCAGACCCCAUCAGAAGCCCAAGCCCAGAGCUCCUUCUGGAGGCCCCAGACUCGGGAGGAGAGGCCCCAUGCCACAGGCCUGGCGAGUUGUGUUGGGCCUGAGCCAAGGCUAGAGGCCCGCAUGCAGCCUGGGAGCCCCCAGCCCUGGAGGCUGCGACCAGUGAGCCCUGAGCCUGACUGGGGUCUCCAGCCUCGGGUCACCCUGGAGCAAAUCUCAGCGUUCUGGCAGCGAGAAGGCCGAACCAGUGUGGGCUUUUGAAUCCCCAGGGCUUAUAGGACAGGCGUCCCACCUCAGAGGGGAGGAUGCUAGCCCUCAGCCUGGAUGCUCCUCUAGGGCCUUUGUCCGGGAAUUUCCUUCUGCACCUGGAUGGUGUUCAUGUUCCAAGUGGGCACUUGCUGCAGGGAACUUCUGAAGUUCACCUUUGGUUUAACUGCCCAGACUGUGGCUCCUAAAAGUGGGAGGCAGGGCUGGCUCUCGGCCAGAAAAUUUCAAGAUGGCGUCCCAGGGUAAGAAUUUAUCAAGAUGCCAGUACCAGAAUGGAAAGGUCUUGUAUGAGAUGCUGACCAAGGCCUGGAGCUGGUGAUGACACAUGUCAUGUAGGCAGAAGCUUCUAGGAAUCUUGUUCCUCAGAGCCGCAGAUCCUACCUGUCCUCUGUUGCUCUCACCCACUACUGUGAAGUCCUACAGGAAAACAUGGAGGACAGUUCCAGGAAAGGAGCCUUUUACUACAUACAGACUGGCUUUGGCCUCCAAAUGAGGACAUGGAACUGGCUGAGCCCUGCUUCCUGGAGGGGCCUUUUUU